Messenger RNA from Vollenhovia emeryi, 3046 nucleotides. RefSeq names its product heat shock 70 kDa protein cognate 5 (gene Hsc70-5). The transcript is spliced from 11 exons. Bases 3 to 2186 code for a protein of 727 amino acids. Gene Ontology annotation, cellular component: mitochondrion; cytoplasm. Gene Ontology annotation, biological process: protein refolding; cellular response to unfolded protein. Gene Ontology annotation, molecular function: ATP binding; ATP hydrolysis activity; misfolded protein binding. NCBI's taxonomy places the organism in Eukaryota, Metazoa, Arthropoda, Insecta, Hymenoptera, Formicidae. The record is from RefSeq and is a predicted model, not a curated record.
GCAUGGUAUAUAUAUACGUAUCACGGGCUUCCGCGGAACUCACGGGAAUUGCAUCAUUGCACGUGAAGCUGGGCGCAUCGCGUUCUUCGCCGAUUCCUCUCCGCUCGAGUUUCCGCCGAUACAAGAUCGAGAUGUUGACCGCCGCGAAAUUACUCAACCGCAGCUGCACCGGCAUCGCCUGCGACCUCGCCAGGAAACAGCAGUUCAGCACGAUUUUAAAAAAUGUUGCGGCUCCAACAGUCACCGUGCCACACCGAUUUACCGAUGUGCAACAGUAUCGGUACAAAUCGGAAGGUGUAAAGGGCGCGGUUAUCGGUAUCGAUCUUGGAACCACAUUUUCUUGCGUGGCAGUUAUGGAGGGCAAGCAAGCUAAGGUUAUAGAAAACGCCGAGGGCUCUAGGACUACUCCAUCUUACGUUGCUUUUACGAAAGAUAACGAACGUUUAGUUGGCAUGCCUGCGAAACGCCAAGCAGUCACAAAUUCCGCUAAUACAUUUUACGCGACAAAACGAUUAAUUGGAAGGAGAUUCGAGGAUGCCGAAGUGAAAAAGGAUAUGAAGAGCGUAACAUAUAAAAUUGUGAAAGCGUCUAAUGGCGACGCGUGGGUUCAAGGUGCUGAUGGAAAAAUGUAUUCCCCCAGUCAAGUUGGGGCGUUUGUGCUUAUGAAAAUGAAGGAAACCGCUGCGGCUUAUUUGAACACUUCAGUGAAGAAUGCCGUUAUUACUGUACCAGCCUAUUUUAACGACUCACAACGACAGGCGACAAAGGAUGCUGGUCAAAUUGCCGGAUUGAAUGUACUACGUGUAAUUAAUGAGCCAACCGCAGCUGCGCUUGCUUACGGCAUGGACAAACAGGAGGAUAAAAUUAUUGCUGUUUAUGACUUGGGUGGAGGUACCUUCGAUAUCUCAAUUUUAGAAAUCCAGAAGGGUGUCUUUGAAGUAAAAUCCACAAAUGGAGAUACAUUUUUGGGGGGAGAAGAUUUUGACAAUGCAUUGGUUAAUUACCUUGUAUCUGAAUUUAAAAAAGAGCAAGGGCUGGACGUGACGAAAGAUGCGAUGGCAAUGCAAAGAUUGAAGGAAGCGUCGGAAAAGGCUAAGAUAGAAUUAUCAAGUUCCCUACAAACGGAUAUAAAUCUUCCCUACCUCACUAUGGAUUCUAGUGGACCAAAGCAUUUAAAUCUGAAAUUAUCCAGAAGUAAAUUCGAAAGUCUCGUAAACGAUCUGAUUAAGCGUACUGUUCAACCGUGUCAGAAGGCGCUUUCUGACGCCGAAGUGUCAAAAUCCGAUAUCGGAGAAGUUUUAUUGGUCGGUGGUAUGACCAGAGUCCCUAAGGUACAACAAACGGUUCAAGAGAUAUUCGGCAGACAACCAUCGAAAGCUGUCAAUCCGGACGAAGCCGUAGCCGUUGGUGCUGCGGUUCAAGGAGGUGUACUUGCGGGAGAUGUAACAGACGUCUUGCUUCUCGACGUUACACCCUUGUCAUUAGGUAUUGAAACACUCGGUGGUGUGUUCACGAGAUUGAUCUCUCGCAACACGACCAUACCUACAAAGAAGAGUCAGGUAUUUUCUACGGCAGCGGACGGUCAAACGCAAGUCGAGAUUAAAGUUCAUCAAGGCGAGCGAGAAAUGGCUGGUGAUAACAAACUCCUAGGGCAGUUUAGCCUUGUUGGUAUUCCACCUGCGCCGAGGGGCGUACCACAAAUAGAAGUAACGUUUGAUAUCGAUGCAAACGGUAUAGUGCAUGUAUCAGCCAGAGAUAAGGGAACCGCCAAAGAGCAGCAAAUUGUUAUUCAGUCUAGUGGUGGCCUUAGCAAAGAUGAGAUUGAAAACAUGGUUAAGAAUGCCGAACAAUACGCAAAGGCAGAUAAAGUUAAGAAGGAGAGAGUUGAAGCUCUCAAUCAAGCAGAGGGAAUUAUACACGACACAGAAUCGAAAUUAGAAGAAUUCAAACAGCAGUUACCACAGGAAGAGUGUGACAAACUUAAGGAAUUAGUUGCUAAACUGCGAGAGAUUCUGGCUAAGAAGGAUGACGCGGAUCCUGAAGAAAUAAAGAAGCAAACGAACGAACUUCAACAAGCAAGUUUGAAAUUGUUUGAAAUGGCGUACAAAAAGAUGGCGGCAGAAAGAGAAAGUCAAAAUCAAUCGCAGCAGGAACCUGAGGGCGAGAAGAAGGAGGAGAAAAAUUAAUUUAGAUAAUUUAUGUUCUGUACAAAAGGAAAACCAAAUUCCAUUCACAUACACUUGUAUAAGAGUCUGCUGCCGUUCCGCGAGCUCAAAGAAAAACCAUUUAUUCUAGUUGAAGAGAGACAAAUACAAAUUUUGAUGUUUUGCGCGAUAACCGACUAAAAAUUAAGUAUUCACGUGCAAAAAGAGAGAAAAAGAAAAUUUUGCUUAUUGAUUCUGGUUGGUAUUCGGUCUCUAUAAUUAUAUAGUUUUUUAUAUAAGUAGUAUUUUUGCGCUUUAAAUAAUAAAUAAAAUUAUCUUUUAUUUCUUGCGAGAUUUGAAAGAUGAUAGUUACUUUAAGUUUCAUCAAAUCUAUUAAAAAAGAAAAACGUUAAUGUGUAUGUUUCACAUUUGUAGUAGUAAUGGCCAGGUUUCUUUAAAAAGGUGUGGCCAGAUUUCACGCAAAGUAAUAAAUUAUGUACAUAGUUGGUCACUUGUAUAAUGUAACUAUAUAAUGCAAAAUGAUCAUUUUUUGUGCAGUCUACGAAACGUGCAGAAUGUCAAGCUAUUUACCGUUGUAACAAUUACUGUAAAACUUUGUACCAAAAAUAUGAAAAUUUGUUAACAAGCCCGCUAUUGUAGAAUGCUUCGUAGCACUUAACAGUGGAUAAGUGUGAGGUAAGACUAUAGAAUUGAGAAAGUGAAAUGAGCGUUCCUGUGCAAAACAGACUUACUUUAUAAAUAGUAUACAAUACAUAGAUUAUAUCGUAGAGAAUAUUGUUAUGUAAUCAACCUAUUUGAUUUCUUUUUUUAUUUAAAUAUCAAACGAGAGCAUUAAAUUUUAUGGUUUCGUUCUGUUGUUUAAUAAAUUCACUCAAUUUUAA